UUGUGUGUUUGCACCACUGCGAAGCACUUUGUAACCUUGUUUGGAAAAGGAGCUGUUUAAAUAAAGAUAGUGAUCAUUAUUACAUUCUGUACCAUACAGUAAAAUAAAACCGUAUUAUCAUCAUAUUUCUGUAACAGAACAAAAAAUAUUAAUGCAUGUUCACACGCACACACAGUACUUUAUACACACCCAUCUGCUAUGAAGGUUUCUUAACUUAAAGGCUGAACUUAAGCUUCAUGUGACAGAAUUCAUUAUGACACAGGCCCUCCCACUAACAGGUAUACUGCAGCCAGAACCCGCAUUGGCAUGCCUUUAUUCAGGUGCAUUCAAUGAAUAGUCUAUUAUCUAAGGGACUAACUUCUGUAAUGACACAUAAUCUGGAUAUACUAUGGAGACAAUACACCUCAUUCUUUUUAUGUUGCUGUGUUUAGGAGUCCACAGGUCAUCUUCAGAGAUUUUGCAGCGACAAAAAAGAAACUGGAUCAUUGAGUCCUUUCAGAUUGAUGAAGGCUAUGAAGGUCCUUUCCCAUAUUCACUGGGCACAAUUAAAGUUGAGAAGGACCUCACCCUUUUCAAGAUACAUGGUCAAGGUGUUGAUGAGGAACCCAAAGACAUAUUAAAAAUAAACGAAACCACAGGAAUGAUUACUGUCCAUGGCCCUGUGGACUAUGAGAAAUUCAAUUUUUUUAAGCUAAUGUUUCAGGCAUAUGAUAAAGAAAAACAUUUAUUAGACACGCAGCUGGGCAUUGAGAUACAGAUUAUAGACGCAAAUGACAACCCUCCAAAGUUUGACUCUGAAAGGUACGUGAUCAGCAUAAAAGAGUCAACAUCACAAGGCAUUGAAGUGGUUACCAUUAAGGCAAGCGAUGAAGACACUAAGAACAAUGGUAUAUUUGAUUUAAAAAUAUUCUCAGUCACUCCUGAACCACAUGACCUGCAGUUCUACUUAACCCAGAGCACUGAUUCUCAAACUGGAACCAUCUCAUUUAAAGGGUGUUUGGACCAUGAGAAAGCAGAGAAAUACACCAUUAUAGUGGAGGCCAAAGACCGUGGAGGAAAAAAACAGCUCUCCGGCUACUGCACCGUCAUUAUCAACAUAGAAGAUGGAAAUAACCACCUUCCUACAAUCACAGGAGAAACAGGUCAAUCGAGAGUGAAAGAAGGAGAGGAAAAUGUUCUUGUUUCACGUCUGCAAGUUAGAGAUGAAGACACCAAAGGUACAGCAGCCUGGAGAGCGAAGUAUCAAAUCCAAGGAGACACAAACAACAACUUCAGAAUCACUACUGAUCCUGAGACAAACGAGGGACUACUGUACGUAGAAAAGCAUCUGGACUAUGAAGACGGUCCUCUGAAGAAUGUGACUAUCAGUGUAGAGAAUGAGAUCCCCUAUCACACAUGCAAAGUGGUGAGUCGCAGAACCACUGGUCUUUGGGAAGUAGUCACUAUGAGUGGUGGUGCGACUGGAACAGAGACACUAGGUCUGUCCACCCGCCGAUUGACAGUGACUGUAGAGGAUGUCAAUGAGCCGCCAGUCUUCGACAAACCUAACAAACAAGUUACACUGGGUGAGAAUGUUGAGCCGGGACAGUAUCUGGAGACAUUUACAGCUAGAGACCCUGACGUCACCAGUGAAAACACAUUUGUAUACAUAAAAGGAGAGGAUCCAGCUCAUUGGAUUACAGUGGACCCCAUGACUGGAAACAUAACCACAUCAAAUAUCACAGACCGAGAGUCACCCUUUGUGAAAGACAAUAUCUACAAGGUCACAAUAUAUGCUGUUGACAAUGGUAAACCUCCAAUGACAAGUACUGCAACCCUCAACAUCCAUAUUACCGAUGAGAAUGACAAUGCUCCAUCCCUGGCUGUAAGCACAAUUGACAUGUGUCAAUCUGAUGAAUCCUCUCUGGCCAACAUCACAGCCUGGGACUUGGAUAAAGAGCCCUACGGUGGACCUUUUCGCUUUGCGCUCCUUGGAGAAAAGGGCAAGUGGAAGGUUGACCCUGAACAAGGGUAUUCAGUCAACCUGGUGAAAGAGGACACAGUUCAUUCUGGACACUUUGAGUUGUUGUUGAAGGUGUCUGACCUUCAGGGCAAGACCGCUGUCCACAACCUGUCAGUUACUGUGUGUAACUGCUUAGACACAGCAAGGCCAAACUGUCGCUACCGCAAAGCUACUGGCUCUGCAGUAGGAGGAGGAGCAUUUGGGAUAAUUUUUUUCAGCAUGCUACUGCUUGCAGCUACGCUACUUUUGGCUUUUCUGGUGUCAUGUAAGAAACAGACCAUAGUAAUCCCAGAUGAAGGAUCAGGACAACACCUGAUGAGCUUUAACACUGAGAAUCCGGGAACUGACUGCAAAGUGGCUUUUGAGCCAUUAAACCAAGGAUACAGAAAGAAUGGGAAACAAAUCCAAACAAUAUCUCAAUUUUCAGCUUUAAAGCUUAAGCAAUCAUUUGCUAACACAACAACUGCUGCAGUGCAACAAGCCCAUUCAGAGCACGCCAUAUCCCAAACUGAACAACAACAAAGGAACAAUUUGCACUGGUUGAUAACUGACUCAGUAAAUGAAGCAUCCCAAGCCUGCUCAGAAUGGUCCCAGUUCCAAAGAAAAAGCUUAAUGGAACAAAGGUUUACACGUGGGAACUCUAUGCGCUGGUCCAUGGGUGCAUCAUCAACCAUGAAAAUGACACAUCAGCACAGAAACUCUAUGCGUGGGAGUUGGGUGGGACACAGAAAAUAUUCAGCAGAUCAAGAGAUUGGUGUAAUCAAACAUGGAAUUCUGCUCAAAGUACUAAAUACGAUGCUGUACACUCUGCAGGCACCAGGAGAGGAGCUGGGUGAUUAUGCUCCUCAUGUGUAUGCUGAGGAGGGAGACAUGGAGACCAAAUAUGAGCUUGAUGCCAUCUCCAUCCCUGAUAUUUCCUUUGACCCGGACUUGGACCUGGACCUGAAUUUCAAGUUCAAUACUCUGGCCUCAGUCUGCAUGCCGGGUGAAAGCAAUGCCUACAGUACAGAAACCUCCUGUGUAAUGGCAAAAACAGCUUCUCUGAUCCAAGUGGAAAGGCAAAAAACUAAAAUCUAAAGUCUCUUUGUCUACUUUGUGAUAGAUGUAAAAUAGAAGAAGGGAAACUUUAUUUAUUUUGGGAUUGGACAGUGCUACUCUCAUUUUGGUAAAAUAUUUUUUGUAUGUUUCUAUUGUACACAGCAGGACUACCUUUCUUGACUUAGACUCUUUUUGGAUGUUUAGUAUUCUCUCAUACAAGCAAUGUUGAUGUGGGAUAGGGAAUUAGCCAAAACACUUAUUCUUACAGACUGGAAAGCAAGUAAUAGUUUCUGAUAUACAAAUAUGGAAAAUACUUUUAACAACUGUAAUUCUUGGACUAAAUUGGAAAAAUCUUGGGCAUCUCUACUGCAAUACCUGAAGACAAACUGAAUGUAUACAUUUUCAUUCGUGGCUUUUUGAUGAUCAUUGUGUGUUCAAAGCCAGGCGCUAAGACUAGGAUAGUGUCGGAGGAUGACGUUGUUAUGUUCAUUUACCAUUAUAAGACAGGGGACUACAUUGUCUAGAGGUCACAAAGAGUCAAGAAGGCUUACACAGAAAUAAUUAAAUAUGAAUGUUGAUCAAAACUGCACUGAUUUUAUCUGUAAUAAAUAACAACAAGCACACAGAGUAAGAGAAAGGAGACAACAUGUCUCAUAAUGCGAAGUAAUCAGGAAAAGGGCCGCCUAUCACAUUUAUCUUCAGUUAAAUUUGGUUUGUUUAGCCCUUUAAUUCACACAGAAGUCCAUGUCACAUAAUCCUCACAUAAUUUUGAGCAAUCCACAUAUCUAUUUAGUUCUUUGUUACCUCUUUUUUGGUUAAAAGAUUAAUGUGAUUACUGUGUUGAAACUGUAUUGCAUAACAUGAAAAACACAAAACAUUUGUUAAAAACAGGCCUAGGCAAGCAGAGUUUAGUCGUACUGCUAAGGAGACUUUCGUUAGCAACCGAAACUUUUCACCCUGUAUGAUCUUCUAUCCACAAAAGUUUUCAAGUACAGUGGGUCGUAAAUAGGAAAUCAAUUAAAUUUAGGGCAACAAUUUCCUGAUGUUGGGCAAUGCUCUCUUUCAUAGAACAAGAGAUGUCAAAUGUGACACAGAAUGGAUUUAAUGGUUAUGUACAGUAGCUGGGUAGGUAUGUAGGGUCAUUGUAUGAGGAAAUGGAACAGCAUUUACAAUGAAGACUGGGUAUUAUGGGAAAGCUUUAGAAAAGUCAAAACUUGACUUGAAGUCUUUUUGAUAUGGUGUAUGUCAGAAAUGUCUGUUUCUUUUACUACAGGUUACACUGAAUAUUGAUAGACUGAUGAUCUACAGUAAUGAAAGGGUGGGUGUUUCACUGUUCUUUGGAAUUAAGAUUUAUUUUACUAUAAUUUUUUUCAUGCAUUGUUUUAGCCAUUGCUAUAGUUACAUAAUACUGAACAAGUCAUUUACUCACUGCGAGUCCAUUACAAACUGUCAAAAAACUGUGGCAAAAACUGAACUGCUUUGUUAAUGUGAACAUCUGAAAUACGCAGGUGUGUCAUUGUGUAACUAUCGUAUGACAAUUACUGGUGCAGCUCAUGAGCCAUAAUUCCAUGGUAAUUCCAGUGAACCAUUACCAGCUUGUCAAGCCGGUUUUGUGUUUCUUGUUUGGACUGUUAAUAAAAAAAGGAGUGUGUA
Siniperca chuatsi (mandarin fish) is the source of this 4693-nucleotide messenger RNA. It is a transcript of the gene cdh26.2, whose product is annotated as cadherin-13. Gene Ontology annotation, molecular function: calcium ion binding; cadherin binding. Gene Ontology annotation, biological process: adherens junction organization; cell morphogenesis; calcium-dependent cell-cell adhesion. The record is from RefSeq and is a predicted model, not a curated record. Bases 389 to 3079 code for a protein of 896 amino acids. NCBI's taxonomy places the organism in Eukaryota, Metazoa, Chordata, Actinopteri, Centrarchiformes, Sinipercidae. The transcript has 18 exons. Gene Ontology annotation, cellular component: plasma membrane; adherens junction; catenin complex.